AUGAGUACUGCAGGCACUGCGAUGAACUCUAGUACUCCCAUGUAUAUCGGUUGGAAUCCACCAGAUACAACUUCUGAAUACUAUGUGUACAUGCACUUUGCUGAAAUCCAGAAGUUGAAAGCCAACGAGUCCAGAUCCUUCAAUAUCACCCUGAAUGACAAACUUUUUUAUGGACCUCUAGUGCCAAGUUACUUGAGUACAAUUACUAUUUACAGCCCAGCAGCGUUAACAGGAGGAAAUUUUACAUUCUUACUCUUCAAAACUGAGAAUUCAACACUGCCACCGAUCCUCAAUGCCAUGGAGUACUUCAGAGUCAUAGAUUUCUUGCUUUUAUAUAUGUUCAUUUUUAGAGGCAUCACCAUGCUUUUAACUGACUGCUUUAACUUAGCUAGCUGUCAACAUGAUUCACUCAUAAGUUGCUUGAAACUUGCUAUUAGGGACUUGUCCUCGAGCGGCUUGACAGGAGAGAUAACUUCAUAUAUAUCCAAUCUUGACAUGUUACAAUCUUUGGAUUUAUCUAACAAUAGCUUAACUGGAUCAGUACCUGAGUUUCUGACUAAAUUGCCAAACCUGAAAGUCCUUAACUUGGAAAAGAACAAGCUGAAUGGUUCACUUCCAAGUAUGCUUAUCGAAAAAUCGACAAGUGGUUCACUAUCGUUAAGGGUCGGAGAAAAUGAAAACUUAUGUGCAGCAAUUUCAUGCAAAAAGAAGAAAAACAAUGUAUUCAUUCCAAUAAUAGCAGCAGUUGGUGGAUUUGCUAUUCUGUUUGUAGCAUCAGUUGUUAUAUUUUUUAGUAUGAGAAGAAAAAGAAAACAAGUUGGAACAGCAGUGGCAGAUUCCAACAUUCAAAUGGAUUCAUUAGAAAAUUUCGAGUCCAAGAAGAGACAAUUUACAUACUCAGAGGUGCUGACAAUUACUAACAACUUUCAGACAAUUCUUGGGAAAGGUGGAUUUGGACUGGUUUACCAUGGCUAUGUAGAUGAUACUCAAGUAGCUGUGAAAGUACUUUCUCCAUCAUCAGUUCAAGGAUACCAACAAUUUCAAGCAGACGUCAAACUUCUUAUGAGAGUUCAUCAUAGAAACUUGACUGGCCUUGUUGGAUAUUGCAAUGAAGGAACGAACAUGGCUCUCCUCUACGAAUACAUGGCCAAUGGAAAUCUGGAAUCGCAUCUCUUGGGUGAAGAUAGCAAUGUAACUCUCUUGACUUGGGAAAGUCGACUUAGAAUAGCGGCUGAUGCAGCACAAGGACUGGAGUAUCUUCACAAUGGUUGUAAGCCACCUAUUAUCCACAGAGAUGUGAAGACACCAAAUAUUUUGUUAGCCGAAAAUUUCCAAGCAAAGUUGGCUGAUUUUGGCCUAUCCAGAAUGUUCUCAACUGACGAAGGCACUCAUAUGUCAACAGCUGUUGCUGGCACCCCUGGAUACCUUGACCCUGAGUACCACAUAACAGGCUGGUUGAAUGAGAAGAGUGAUGUAUAUAGCUUUGGAGUUGUUCUCUUGCAGAUAAUAACUAGCCGACCUGUGAUAUCAAGAACAGCCCAAGUGAAUAGUCAUGUAAGUCAAUGGGUUAGCUCCAUGCUUUCUAAUGGGGAUAUCAAAAGUAUUGUUGAUCCUAAGUUACGAGGAGACUUUGAAAUCAACUCUGCGUGGAAGGCUGUUGAGUUGGCAAGGGAUUGUAUGUCUGAAAUGUCAACCGGAAGGCCAAACAUGAGUGAGGUGGUGACAAGACUCAAAGAGGUUUAG
Rosa chinensis is the source of this 1743-nucleotide messenger RNA. RefSeq names its product LRR receptor-like serine/threonine-protein kinase IOS1. Bases 1 to 1743 code for a protein of 580 amino acids. Gene Ontology annotation, biological process: protein phosphorylation. The record is from RefSeq and is a predicted model, not a curated record. Gene Ontology annotation, molecular function: protein kinase activity; ATP binding. Lineage: Eukaryota; Viridiplantae; Streptophyta; Magnoliopsida; Rosales; Rosaceae. The transcript has 9 exons.